GCGAUGCCCUUCAGAUAUUAGCCCAAGAUGUAUAUGGUGGCAUGGCCAAUUAUACAUCUGUGUUCAAGAAAGUAAUAAAACAACAGUUGGGUUAUUGCGUAGUUGAUGUGGACGCUGAUUGGAAUGGGGCAUUCAAUUUCAGCAAAGAUCUUACCUUUUUGACCAUCUGUGCCCAGCAAAUGAAAGGAGAUAUUACACAACGAAUGUGCACAGAAGCAGAAAUACUAGCUUAUGGCCAAAGUUUUGGUGGUGGGAAGUCAAGAUCCAUCGUCUUGAAGCCCAAUAUAAAUUGUAAUUUGAGCUCAUGGGUUAAUGGUUGUGAACCCGGAUGGGGUUGUAAAGCUAAUCAGAAAGUAGACAUUGACAGUCCCAAGAAAGAUAUUCCUAUUAGAUCUGUAGAUUGCCUACCUUGUUGUGAAGGGUUCUUUUGCCCUCGUGGUCUCACUUGCAUGAUACCUUGCCCAUUGGGGUCUUAUUGUCCUCUUGGAAACCUCAAUAAGACUAGUGGAGUAUGUGAACCAUAUCGUUAUCAGCUACCUCCUGGAAAGCCUAACCAUACUUGUGGUGGGGCAGAUAUCUGGGCAGAUAUUCAGAGUAGCAGUGAGGUAUUCUGCUCACCAGGGUCGUUUUGUCCCUCUACAAUUGUAAAAAAUCCUUGCAAUAAAGGGUAUUAUUGCAGAACAGGUUCUACUUCUCCAGAGCGAAAUCUGUACAAUGUGAAUGCAGGGUGUUUCAAAUUGGCAACUUGUGAGCCUAAUUCAGCGAAUCAAAAUAUUACUGCAUAUGGUGUCUUGAUUUUUGCUGGCUUGUGUUUUUUGCUUAUUAUCAUAUACAAUUGUUCUGAUCAAGUUCUUGCAACUCGAGAAAGAAGACAAGCAAGUACAAGAGAGAGGGCUGUUCAAAGUGUGAGAGAAACCCAAGCCCGUGAAAAAUGGAAAUCUGCGAAAGAUAUUGCUAAAAAGCAUGCAGUGGGACUACAAUCGCAACUAUCACGUACAUUUUCACGCAAAACUUCAAAGAAGCCAGAGUUGAAAGGUUUUGGUUCUAAACAUUCAGAUUCUGCUAUUCCACCUAAAGGCAAGAAAAAGGAUAAAAACAAUCUCUCAAAAAUACUAAAUGAUAUUGAGCAAAACCCUGAUAAUCCAGAGGGGUUUAAUGUUGAGAUAGGAGAUAAAAAUGUGAAAAAGCAAGCACCAAGGGGCAAACAAUUACAUACUCAAAGUCAAAUUUUCAAGUAUGCAUAUGGUCAGAUUGAAAAAGAAAAGGCUUUAGCAGAACAAAACAAAAACUUAACCUUUUCUGGAGUAAUUUCAAUGGCUAGUGAUAUUGAGAUCAGGAAGAGACCUACUAUUGAAGUUGCUUUUAAAGAUUUAACCCUCACUUUGAAAGGGAAAAACAAACAUUUAUUGAGAUGUGUAACCGGUAAACUAUAUCCUGGUAGAGUUUCAGCUGUCAUGGGCCCAUCUGGGGCUGGCAAAACAACAUUUCUUUCUGCUUUAACUGGAAAAGCAACUGGAUGUCACACGACUGGGCAAGUUCAUGUAAAUGGUCAGGAAUCUUCUAUCAGGUCAUACAAGAAAAUCAUUGGGUUUGUGCCACAAGAUGAUAUUGUGCAUGGAAAUUUGACAGUGGAGGAGAAUUUAUGGUUCAGUGCUAGAUGCAGACUCCCUGCCGAUCUACCAAAAGAAGAAAAGGUGUUAGUGGUUGAAAGAGUCAUUGAGUCAUUAGGUCUACAGGCAAUACGAGAUUCUUUAGUCGGAACAGUGGAGAAACGAGGAAUCUCUGGAGGUCAAAGGAAAAGAGUAAACGUUGGAUUGGAAAUGGUCAUGGAACCUUCCCUUCUAAUUUUGGAUGAACCCACAUCUGGUUUGGAUAGCUCAUCUUCUCAAUUGCUUCUAAGAGCACUUAGACGUGAAGCUCUUGAAGGUGUGAACAUAUGUAUGGUCCUUCACCAACCGAGUUACACCUUGUUCAAGAUGUUUGACGAUUUUAUACUACUUGCAAAAGGAGGUCUUACAGUGUAUCAUGGACCAGUGAACAAAGUGGAAGAGUAUUUCUCAAGCAUGGGCAUCAAUGUCCCUGACCGUGUCAACCCUCCAGAUUACUUCAUUGACAUUUUAGAAGGAAUAGUAAAAUUAAGCCCAAGCUUAGGAGUGACCUAUAAACAACUACCUGUGAGAUGGAUGCUUCACAAUGGGUACCCCGUGCCCAUGGAUAUGCUACAGAGUGUUGAAGGAAUGUCCGCCCCAAGUGGUGAAGGCUCAUCAAGUGGAGCAGCAACUGGUGGAGAAGAACAAGCACCCUCUUUUGCUGGAGAACUUUGGCAGGAUGUAAAGUGCAAUGUUGAGAUGAAGAAGGAUAUCCUUCACAUUAACUUCUUAGCUUCACAUGAUCUGUCCAAUCGGGUUACACCAGGAGUGUUCAACCAAUACAAGUACUUUCUUGGAAGAGUGGGUAAGCAAAGACUAAGAGAAGCUAGAACACAGGCUGUGGAUUUCUUGAUUUUGCUACUAGCUGGCCUUUGCUUAGGUACACUUGCCAAAGUGAGUGAUGAGUCAUUUGGAGCAACUGGUUACACAUACACUGUGAUAGCAGUAUCACUCCUUUCUAAGAUUGCGGCUUUGAGAUCAUUCUCAUUGGAUAAGUUGCACUAUUGGCGGGAAAGUUCUUCAGGCAUGAGCAGUUUGGCUUACUUUCUAUCAAAGGAUACUGUUGACCAUUUUAGCACAAUUAUCAAGCCACUAGUUUACCUUUCCAUGUUCUAUUUCUUCAACAAUCCAAGAUCAUCAGUCGUAGAUAACUAUAUUGUUCUACUAUGUUUAGUCUAUUGUGUCACUGGCAUAGCUUAUGUGUUAGCAAUCUUCUUACAGCCAGGUCCAGCCCAACUGUGGUCAGCUUUACUUCCAGUAGUUUUGACUCUUGUAGCAACCUAUCAAAACGAAGAUGAUAGCAAAUAUGUUAAAUAUCUGUCAGAUUUGUGCUACACCAAGUGGGCUCUUGAAGCAUUUGUAAUAUCAAAUGCUAAAAGAUAUGCUGGAGUUUGGUUAAUAAGUCGAUGUGGUGCUCUUUAUUCUUCUGGGUAUGAUCUUAAACAUUGGUAUCAAUGCUUAGGCCUUCUUAUCGUGAUGGGAAUAAUUAGUCGCAUGCUGGCAUUCUUCUGCAUGAUAACCUUCCAAAAGAAAUAAUUUCAACAGUUCCAAUCCCUCUAGUUUCAUCUUGGGCGAAUUAAAGAUGUUUUGUCCACAACAUUGAUUGGUGUCCGACAACUAUGUAAAGUAGUAACAUCAGAUGAAAAAGUUUGAUAGAGCUAGUUUGAUAAGUCUUAGGUGUGGAUAACAUUGCGUUGUUCUUGCUAUUGAGCAAGUUGUGCAUAAAGACUAAGCUUCAACAGUUUUGAGUUUAACAUUAUCAUUCAUGACUCCAUCACUCUGUUAGUGGUGACAUUAUCAAUUAAUUUGUAUAGCUUUUUAUUGUUCUAUCUUUCAAGUACAGUUUCCUGAAUUGUUGGUG
Molecule: messenger RNA, 3510 nt
Organism: Vigna radiata var. radiata (mung bean)
Lineage: Eukaryota; Viridiplantae; Streptophyta; Magnoliopsida; Fabales; Fabaceae
Product: ABC transporter G family member 28
Exons: 15
Coding region: 42-3185 (1047 amino acids)
Molecular function (GO): ATP hydrolysis activity; ABC-type transporter activity; ATP binding
Source: RefSeq, a predicted model, not a curated record